Saprolegnia diclina VS20 is the source of this 521-nucleotide messenger RNA. RefSeq lists its product as hypothetical. The transcript has a single exon. The record is from RefSeq and is a predicted model, not a curated record. NCBI's taxonomy places the organism in Eukaryota, Oomycota, Saprolegniomycetes, Saprolegniales, Saprolegniaceae. The coding region runs from base 36 to 467 and encodes 143 amino acids.
UUCACUUUACAAUUUCCUUCGAAACCAAAACGACGAUGACUACAGCCAUGAUGCCAGCCACGACGCCGUUGUGGCACCGCCCGCUCAACGUCGUCCUUCUACCCUCCAUGCUCUGCGCACCAGCGCCGACGCGCCUUCCCGGUAUCGAAGCGCUCUUGCACCCGACGACGCCGAGCCCAACGACGACGAGCCCAACGUCAACACGAUCACCGCGCUGGCGCCACUCCAAAUACUGCACGGUCGAGGGUUGCGAACGCGUCUCGCAGCGCAACGGUCUCUGCCACCGUCACGGCGGGAAGCGCACGUGCAAGGAUGUGUCGUGCAACGCAAAGGACCGCGGGAACGGCUACUGCAUCAAGCACGGCGGUGGUCGGCCCUGUGAUGUCGCUCAGUGCACAAAGAAGGCUCGCCGUCAAGGCUUGUGCACACAGCACCACCGCAUGGUGCUGGUCAAGGACGCGUGCUAGGUCCUGAGAAUGCAAGAGCUUAUUUAAAACAAGAAGAAACCCAUGUCGUUACCA